Messenger RNA from Drosophila santomea, 1674 nucleotides. RefSeq lists its product as uncharacterized. The transcript has a single exon. Lineage: Eukaryota; Metazoa; Arthropoda; Insecta; Diptera; Drosophilidae. Bases 396 to 1049 code for a protein of 217 amino acids. The record is from RefSeq and is a predicted model, not a curated record.
GUAUGUCCGUCCGUUUUUCUGUCCGUAUGUCAGUUCUUAUAAACGCUGUGAUAUCGAAUUCUCAUUAUUCCUUUCUACCAUAUAAUUUUGGUCUUCCCUCGUCUUGCAUAUUCCGCCUUAUCAUUUCUGUGGUCUCCUAAUUUUGACCGUUGACCACUGGUCACUUUGUUUGGUCAAUUAGUUUUUCUGUUGUCGUUUUGAUCUUCCUUUUAGUAGUUAGUUCUUAUAAUCCCUUUUAGUCAAAUCGCUUUGGACACGUUGAUUUGUUUUCUGAUUUCUGUCCCUAACAGUCUACUUUUGUAACUUUUGUAACUACAUCAAAACGGAUUACUUCAAACAUACACCUGUCGUACCUACCGAGUCAGUUUUGUCAAGCGUUCGAAGUGACUGUAAAAAUGAAGGUCUAUUUGUAUCAGAUGCGCCCGGUGCUCUUUCUGUUCUACGGUGUGGAGACCACGGUCAACAUGUUUGUGAUGUACUUCCAACUGAAGGCAUUUGUGUUCGUCAACUUGACCACGAUGGAAUGGGCCGAUGCUCUGUUGCAUUACUUUUAUAUGGCCUACUUCUACAUAUACACGAUGGUAACUCUCUUUGCCAGCUUAAACCUGUGCACCGGCCAUCGCACUUCGAUCGUCGAGGAGGUGGUGCGUCCUCUGGUCGGAUUUGUUCUAUAUACGAUUGUUUCCCUGAUGGCACUGCGCGAUGCCGAGACGGAUUUCUACGUAUGGUAUGACGAGAAGCAAAGGGGGGAUAUAUUGUACCCAGAGAAGCCCCUCCAUCCGUUCUUCGGAAGUCUGCGGGACCAGGCCACGGCCUGUUUGGUGGCCAGUGUCAUCAGCCUGCUGCACUGCCUCAUUGCCCUGGAUGUCCUGCUGUCGAAUGACGACUCGGAAGACGAGCGUAAGGCAUCCGACUCCUCCGACGAUGUUGUCGACGAGGUCGACUAUGUCCCGGUGCGUCUUUACGUCCUCGGCGGAGUUGUGCAACGCUGGCUCGAGCAGUUCGACUGGUUCCAGGACUUUACCCAAAGGGGAGUCACGGAUAUCUGAUCCUAAAGUUCGUCCAUUUCAGACAAAGAUGAUCCAAAAAACGUAAUGAAUGGUUCGGAUCAUCUCCCUUUGCACAACUUCUUAGAAAUUAUAUGAAACCCUCAAUUGCUCUUCGUGGCGAUUAUGCAGCCUUUGGACUUUGUUACAUCCGAUGCAAGGAACCCCCACCAUCUCUAUUCUCAUGACGUCAGUGGGAAGCAACAGUUCGGGCUGCAUCAUAUAAAGCUCAUUGUCGUCAAUGUGUCAGCGAUAAGCAGCUGUGGCCAAACAUCUACAUAAGUACACGUAUCUAUAUCUGUAUCUUUCCGCGGCCAGUGCGCAGGUCCGAAGUUGGGGAACAAUCGAUACGUAAUGGGGCACAACGGCAGUCAAGAGCAAGGUGAAGCAUUGCCCUGGUACCGGUGGGUGCGGUGCACCGCGGUGCUUUCAUUCAUAAAAAAUUGGUCUAUAUUGCACAAGGCUACUUCUAGCCCAGACCAAGGAUGUCCCUUUGCCUCUCAAAAAUUGCAAUGGACUUUCGAGCACAGACUGCUGGUCCGCAAUGCAUUCUUAAACUUACAUAUCAAAAAGUUAACAAGAGCCAACUCUUUUAGAUGCCCAGGUGAUGGUAAUUGUAUGGCCUACU